AUGGACCCGGACACAGUAGACGAUUUCAGAAAUAGAAAUGGUCCAAAUUUAUUACCCUUUUCCCUGCCGAGCUUUAGUGCGCCUUCUCCAGGUUGGGUAGCGCCACCAGCUCCUACCGAUGUGUAUAAUGGGCACAUUUUGAAGGAUUUCAAUCAUCAGGACUCCACCGCUGUAAACAUUCACCAAUUCUGCUCUCGUUGGCCACCCCAUCGGACGCCCAUGACGUACUGUAACUGGAUCUCAGUCAAUCGUGAUACCGUAUCGAAGGCCACUCAGGACGACCGGAUUAAAGCGCUCAAGUCGGAUUUCCAAGCUUUGCUGGAACAUGGAAAUAACUUCGUUACGGUUGACUCCCUUGAUCAAAUCGCAUGCCAAAACCACGUCGUAUCCGGGAAGUGGCUGUUAUUUUCUGAUUCGACAGCGUUGGGCGAACUUUGGGAGAACGUUGUCCGGUUGGUGUGUUUAACCCGCAGGAAGGGGUGCGUCAAGGUAUCCCCUAACAAGGGCUACGACCGCUAUGUCAUCUGCGUCUACGUCGAUGACUAUACGGACCUGGACGACGUAAACGAUUUACGUGACAGCCUGCGGAAGAUUGGCGUCACAUGGCCGAUUGGUUUCAAGAUGGAUGCUUACACCCACCUUGGCAUAUACGGAGGUAAUCCUUGGCAAAUGCGGCCGAAUCGCUACUGGGAAUGA
Guyanagaster necrorhizus is the source of this 696-nucleotide messenger RNA. RefSeq lists its product as uncharacterized. Bases 1 to 696 code for a protein of 231 amino acids. The transcript has 2 exons. The record is from RefSeq and is a predicted model, not a curated record. NCBI's taxonomy places the organism in Eukaryota, Fungi, Basidiomycota, Agaricomycetes, Agaricales, Physalacriaceae.